Messenger RNA from Planococcus citri (citrus mealybug), 1824 nucleotides. Its product is annotated as WD40 repeat-containing protein SMU1-like. Gene Ontology annotation, biological process: mRNA splicing, via spliceosome. Bases 201 to 1733 code for a protein of 510 amino acids. Gene Ontology annotation, molecular function: protein binding. NCBI's taxonomy places the organism in Eukaryota, Metazoa, Arthropoda, Insecta, Hemiptera, Pseudococcidae. Gene Ontology annotation, cellular component: precatalytic spliceosome. The transcript is spliced from 11 exons. The record is from RefSeq and is a predicted model, not a curated record.
CAAACAAAAUUCGGUGUUUUCAUGUUUUGCUUUAGCUUUUUUUUGAUGCAAAAGUGCAAAAGUUUUAGAUUUCUGAAGAAACUUUAUAAAUUCUUCAGUUGAAAAAGAACUCAUCCAUGGAUGAUUAUUAGCUGAAAUUUGUCGUUCCGUUAUGAAGAAUUAUAUCAAUUUGUAACCUGCUUCGCUGAAGAAGAACUAUCAUGUCUAUUGAAAUAGAGUCGGCCGACGUUGUUCGGUUGAUUCAACAAUACCUCAAGGAAUCAAACUUGAUGAAAACUUUGCAAUGCCUGCAAGAGGAAACCGGCGUUACAUUGAAUACUGUCGAUAGCGUAGAAAGUUUCGUCGCCGAUAUCAACAAUGGACACUGGGAUACAGUCUUGAAAGCUAUACAAUCUCUGAAACUUCCUGAUAACAAACUUAUCGACUUAUAUGAACAGGUUGUAUUAGAACUGAUCGAAUUACGUGAGCUCGGAGCUGCUCGGUCUCUACUUCGUCAAACUGAUCCUAUGAUCGUUAUGAAACAACAAGAACCAGAACGAUAUAUCCAUCUAGAAAAUUUACUCGCGAGAUCAUUUUUCGAUCCUAGAGAAGCGUAUCCCGAAGGUACAUCGAAAGAAAAACGUAGAAUGGCGAUUGCUACCGCAUUAGCUGGCGAAGUAUCCGUAGUACCAUCUUCGAGAUUAUUAGCUCUUUUAGGACAAGCGUUGAAAUGGCAGCAGCAUCAAGGACUUUUACCACCGGGAACAACUAUCGAUUUGUUUCGUGGUAAAGCUGCUAUUCGUGACUUAGAAGAAGAAAAAUAUCCGACUAUGCUUUCCAAAGAAAUCAAACUUGGUAAAAAGACGUACGCAGAAUGCGCAGCAUUUUCUCCCGAUGGUCAGUUUUUAGUCACUGGAACCGUUGAUGGAUUCAUUGAAGUAUGGAAUUUUACGACUGGCAAAAUCAGAAAAGAUUUGAAAUAUCAAGCUCAAGAAAGUUUUAUGAUGAUGGAAGAAGCAGUUCUGUCUUUAGCAUUUAGUCGUGACAGUGAAAUGUUAGCGUCUGGUGCUCAAAACGGUAAAGUCGUCAUCUGGAAACUUCUGACUGGGCAAUGUCUAAGACGUAUAGAAAAAGCUCAUUCUAUGGGAGUUACGUGCUUACAAUUCUCUAAAGAUAAUAGCCAAGUAUUGUCUGCCUCAUUCGAUAAUACAUUAAGAAUACACGGUCUUAAAUCUGGAAAAACGCUGAAAGAAUUCCGUGGCCAUCAAUCAUUCGUUAACGACGCAGUCUUUUCUGUCGAUGGACAUAAUAUUCUAAGUGCAUCGAGUGACGGUACCGUGAAAAUUUGGAAUCUGAAAUCAACCGAAUGUGUUAGCACCUAUAAAGCUUUAGGUGCCGGAGACGUAGCUGUUAAUUCUAUUCAUCCUCUUCCUAAAAAUCCUGAACAUUUUAUAGUCUCUAAUAAAACCAAUACCGUAAUUAUCAUGAAUAUGCAAGGCCAGAUCGUGCGAUCGUUUUCAAGUGGUAAAAGAGAAGGUGGUGAUUUUGUCUGUUGUACGAUAUCUCCUAGAGGAGAAUGGAUCUAUUGUGUCGGUCAAGAUUUUGUAUUAUAUUGUUUUUCCAUUACUUCUGGAAAAUUGGAACGUACUUUGAAUGUUCACGAAAAAGAUGUGAUUGGCGUUACACAUCAUCCUCAUCAGAAUUUACUUUGUACUUAUAGCGAAGAUGGUUUACUCAGAUUAUGGAAGCCGUAAUUUUCAUGAAUAUUGACCUAUUAUUGUUUUUGUACAUUAAAGUCACUGUGUAUUCUUUACUAGAAUUGUAAAUACAUAAUUUUUUACAAUU